Acaulospora morrowiae is the source of this 578-nucleotide messenger RNA. NCBI's taxonomy places the organism in Eukaryota, Fungi, Glomeromycota, Glomeromycetes, Diversisporales, Acaulosporaceae. The record is from the annotation of a GenBank genome assembly.
UCAUACUCGAAACUGGAGAAACGAUUCCGAUUUCUUCGGUGAUUGUGGGCGAUAAGGUUUGCGUGGAUGCUAAUAACGGAAGGUUAGAAUUUUCGGAAGUGUACCUGAUAGCGCAUUAUGACCCUGAGACGGAAACUGAGUUCUUGAAGAUUGAAUUCACUUCACCAAGGACUGGAUUAACCGAAUCAGUGACACUUUCACCAGAUCAUCACAUAUUGGACAACAAUAACUUUGAUUUCGCGAGAAACGUGCAGCCUUAUUCAUCUCAACUUCGAGUGCUCAACGGGUCACAAAUGGUAUAUGUUCGUGUUGCUGACGUGACAAAGGAAACUCAUAAAGGUUAUAUUGCAAUAUUUACACGUGCCGGCACUCUGGUGGCCGAUAAUGUGAUGUGUUCAUGUUACGCGUCAGUUGUGCCAUAUCAAUCUACUAUAAAUACAGUUUUGGCCCCAUUAAUGAUCUCCACCAAGUUAAAGAAGUCAAAUUAUGAUGGUAAGGACGCGCACCCAUAUUUGGGAUUUCUGUAUAAUAGGUAUCGAGAUGUGAAUCGAAUAAUUGGAAAGGUCACUGGAAAAUAA